Thermothielavioides terrestris NRRL 8126 is the source of this 1500-nucleotide messenger RNA. RefSeq lists its product as uncharacterized. Gene Ontology annotation, biological process: macroautophagy. Gene Ontology annotation, cellular component: fungal-type vacuole membrane. The annotation marks the transcript as partial. The record is from RefSeq and is a predicted model, not a curated record. The transcript has 2 exons. NCBI's taxonomy places the organism in Eukaryota, Fungi, Ascomycota, Sordariomycetes, Sordariales, Chaetomiaceae.
AUGAGGCACACCAUCCUCUUGUUCGCAGCUACCGCUGCUGCCCUCGUCACCCCGGAUCAGGGCAAGCAGCAAGUUGCGCUCAUGGACAGCGACGACAAGGUCACAUUCCGCCCAGACAAUGCGGUUCAGGCCUGGUGGGACGCGCUCCCCGACGCCGCCCACCUCCUUUCCUCGCUCGAGCAGCGCAUCACCGAGGAGCUGGAGCGCCUUAGGCUCAACGACUUCUUUGCCCUAUACGGAGACGAAUAUCAUGGCGACAGGGAGGAUGAUCACCCGCGUCCCCGUCACCCUCGACACGGCCGGCACGGCCGCCACGACCAUCACGGCGACCCGACCAAGACCAUCUACGAGCUGAUCAAGCAGAGCAACCACACGACUAAGCUCGCCAAGCUGGUCGACGAGCACGACGAGAUCAAGCAGCUGCUGCAGGACACCGAGCACAACCACACCCUCUUCGUCCCGACGGACCGCGCCUUUGCGCGCAUCCCUCACCACCGCCACCGACGUGGCGGUGGCGGCGGCAAGUCCGACUCCAACGCCAACACUGACGACGACAACGACGGCGACGACGACGACAAGCACCCGCACAAACCCCCCAAGGAAUUCGUCCUCGCCCUGCUUAAAUACCACCUCCUCCCGGGCCUGUACCCGCUGCGCCGCAUCCAAACGCACACCACCCUCCCCUCCGAACUCCACCCGGCCGCCCUCAACGCCACCACCACCACCGUCCCCUCUCAUCCCUCCCAAGGCAACCCCCAACGCAUCCGCGCUUUCACCCUCCCUCUAAUCCACCACACCCGCCUGAACUUCUACACCCGCCUCCUCCCCGGCCGGCACGCGAGCAACCUGCCGGCGAAGAACGGCCUGCUGCACGCGAUCGACCACGUGCUGGUCCCGCCGCCGCCGCAGACGGCGCUGGUCCGCCUGCUCCCGUCGCACUUCAGCACGCUGGCGCUGGCGCUCGAGACGACGGGCCUGGGGCGGGAGCUGGCGGGCGCGGCGCGGCGCGGGGGCGGCACGCUGUUCGCGCCGACCAACCGCGCGUGGGCGCGCCUCGGCCGGCCCGCCAACGCGUUUCUGUUCUCCCCGCCCGGCAGGAAGUACCUCGCCGCGCUGGUGCGGUACCAUGUCGUCCUGAACGAGACGCUGUACUCGGAUGCGUACUACUCCGCCAAGGGGCAGGCGGUGGAGAUUGGCAACGAGGAGGAGGAGGAGGCCGGCGGUGGUGCGGGCGGGUCCUGGCAUGCGGAUCUGGCUAGCUGGUUGGAUGGCAAGCCGAUCAGUGUGGAUGUGAAGUCGUGGAACGGGUUUGUGUCGAUUGUGCUGAACGGGCAUGUGCGUGUGGCCGUGAGGGAUGUGGUGGCCGCGGAUGGGGUGGUGCAGGUUGUCGAGCGGGUGCUGAUUCCGCCGCAUCGGCACGGCGGGCAGGGUGAUGAGGAGGAGGAGGCGGAGGAGAUGAGUGUCGAGGUGCUGAAGAGCAGACUGGAGCCGUAUCUGGAG